This is a messenger RNA of Thelazia callipaeda (thelaziosis nematode), 1515 nucleotides long. NCBI's taxonomy places the organism in Eukaryota, Metazoa, Nematoda, Chromadorea, Rhabditida, Thelaziidae. The record is from the annotation of a GenBank genome assembly.
AUGACAUUAGCAGUUCCUUCAUUUCCUGAGAUAAGUAAAUCUCGAAUACCUAAAGAAAGGCGUAAAAUGAGUUUGGGUACACAACCUUUGGUAGUGAACUCUAAAAGUCCACUCUUUAAUCGUUCUACAUCCAUUGCUGAAAGCUUUCGCACUAUGGCAGCAAUUACCGCCAGACGGAAUUCAACACCGCUCUCACGUAAAACGACAAAAAAAAUGAAACAUUCAAGGCUAAUAGCUAAGAAUGGAAUCUGUAAUGUGUAUAAUACUAAUGUUCCUAAAAAGGAUCGACAAUAUCUAAGAGAUAUAUUCACAACAAUGAUAGAUGUCAAAUGGCGAUAUAUGCUUGUCAUAUUUGCUAUUGUUUUUAUCAGUAGUUGGACAAUAUUCGCUAGUUUUUAUUACGUAAUAAGCGUUUUGCAUGGUGAUAUACAUAAUGAGUUCAAGAACAACAAUUCCAAUCGUUCCGUUUGCAUCGAAAAUAUAGACUCAUUUUACUCAUCAUUUUUAUUCGCUGUUGAGACUCAUCACACUAUUGGCUAUGGACACAGAUAUAUUACGACAGAAUGUCCUGUUGCUGGAGCACUUAUAUGUAUUCAAUGUAUUUGUGGUCUGCUAAUUCAAAGUUUUAUGGUUGGGCUAGUUUUCGCAAAAAUGGCACGACCUAAAAAACGAGCUGAAACGAUCAUCUUCAGUGAAAAAGCAGUAAUUUGUUUACGAGAUGGUCAGUUAUGCUUUUUGUGUCGAGUUGGUGAUAUGCGUAAUACACAUUUGGUAGAAGCUCAUGUACGAUUGCAAUUUAUUACAGAUAGAGAAACCGCUGAAGGAGAAAUUGAACCACUGCAUCAAUAUGAAAUGAAAGUAGGCCCCAGCACAACAGAUGAUGAUCGUAUUUUUUUGGUCUGGCCCACUACACUAUGUCAUGUAAUUGACCGUGAUAGUCCACUUUAUUAUUAUAAUUCACGUGCCCUACUAAGUGCUCAAUUUGAAAUUGUUGUUUUAUUGGAAGGAAUUGUUGAAUCUACUGGAAUGACCGCACAAGCACGUACCUCGUAUUUACCAAGUGAAAUCCUUUGGGGGCAUAGGUUUAAAAAGUUGGUUACAUAUCAGCGCAGUAAUGGCUCAUACCAAAUCGAUUACGGUAUAUUUCAUAGUACAUACGAAGUAAAAACUCCUAUGUGUAGUGCAAGCGAACUCCAUAAAAAUCUAGAAUUCUUCGCUCACGAUGAGUGCAUUGAACAUCCAUCAGAAGAUGUACAAUCUACAAGUUCCACUCCAACACCUUUACCAUCACCUUAUUUUAGUGUCAAUAAUUGUUCUGUGAAUCAGUUCAGCUUUCAAAAUUGCAAAGAACAGCUGCGAAUUGUAACUUUUUCACUUUUUAAUACGAAGUUCAAACAAUAUUUGCUAGAUAGUAAACUACUAAUAUUAAAUCUAAAUUCGACUUCCAGAUUCGAAUGUAAUCAGAAUGGUUGUGUUAAUAAUAACUUUUAUUUUUAUGAACUUUUGAUUGUUUAG